AUGGGUCGAAAUGUUAUGCGUCGUCGUCACGCCUCUCUUUCUGGGCCAUCUGCGCGACAGUCGCAGCCACGUCAGCAGCCACUUGACAUCACCUCUAUCGGUCAUGUACUUGACGACCAGAGUCUUGCAGAGACAACUGCCUUGCUGACGGACGAAAAGCAAGUUCAGCAUGCUUACGAGUUGCUUCAGAGCACGAGCCUCUUUAUCUACUUUGUCAUCGAGCGUCAUCGCAUCUUCGUUCGACGCCACACCGGAAAGUCCCCGCCCUGGACCAAGGACGGGGUGCUACGCAACUUCCGCUUUACGAACGAUUUUCGCGUGCUGGACAGGGGUUGUCAGUUUGGUCUGACCGACGUCAUACACAAAGGGCCAUCUGACUUCAGAUCACGGGUUUUUCGGGUACUGGCAUUCAGCCUGUUUGUCAGUCAGAAGACGUACUCGUUUCUCGAGAGCAGGUUCGGCUCCCCUCUUCUGGAGGAAAACUUCGAUCUGGAUAAAUGGAACGAGGCGCUCGACGACUACGUCGCUGACGGAAAUAAGGUCACCACCGGGGCUUACCAGAUAUCUGCACCAACCGUCGACCAAGUUGGCGAUCCUAUCUAUCAUCAUCGUCUGAUACGUCUCCUUGCCCUUCUUCUCCAGUCCAAAGUUAGCGAGCAGAUUGAAGACUGCCGGGAGUUAUGUGACUUGCAUUCGGUCCUUGCUCGUUUCCCAUCCUUGACACGCUUUUUGGGUUAUCAAGUGGCCUUGAAUCUGAACAUGAUACCCGGUCUUGGCUUAGCGGAAGAUUGGGUCAUCAUUGGACCUGGUGCGCAGCGUGGCUUACAAACGAUUUUUGGCAAUGGACUGCCUCCUCGUCUCCACAUAGUUGCGCUUAAGUGGCUUUGCGAGAACAUCCGGCCGCUGUCGGUCAAAGCCGGAUACCCUGAGCAUGACAUACCAACGUUGGCUCCCGGGUACCCUGCCCUCACUCCGGUUGACGUCGAGCAUAUUCUAUGCGAAUUUCAUAAAUACGCAAAGCUGGUUGAUCACGCACGAUACCCUUGCCGGGGGUCUCAAAUGCCCAAGCAUCGCAAUUUUCCGCGUCUUGAUUCGUGGCCAAUGGUCACUGCACGCCAGCCCGAGAAUAAGCUGCCCUGUCAUGUUGCGCGGGAGCAACAGAAUCAACAAUACACCACUCCGCAUCCCGACGAUGACGGGGAAUAUUGGCCCCAACACGUUCUUGAGGAAAAGGGCAUCGGCUCGGGGUCCCAUCUGCUCAGGGUACGCUGGGUGGGCUAUCCUCCCAAUGCCGACACAUGGGAGUCGGCACAACUGCUUACUCAGAGCUCUCCCGAUGUAGUCAGAGCAUUCAGGCAGAGAAUCGAUCAACUGGAAGCUUUGAGAUUGUCUUUGAUCUCGAAAAAAGCGGGUGAUCCUGCUUAA
This is a messenger RNA of Peniophora sp. CBMAI 1063, 1425 nucleotides long. The record is from the annotation of a GenBank genome assembly. Lineage: Eukaryota; Fungi; Basidiomycota; Agaricomycetes; Russulales; Peniophoraceae.